Messenger RNA from Dipodomys spectabilis (banner-tailed kangaroo rat), 594 nucleotides. RefSeq names its product small nuclear RNA activating complex polypeptide 5 (gene Snapc5). NCBI's taxonomy places the organism in Eukaryota, Metazoa, Chordata, Mammalia, Rodentia, Heteromyidae. The transcript is spliced from 3 exons. Gene Ontology annotation, biological process: transcription by RNA polymerase II; transcription initiation at RNA polymerase III promoter. The coding region runs from base 90 to 386 and encodes 98 amino acids. Gene Ontology annotation, cellular component: nucleus. The record is from RefSeq and is a predicted model, not a curated record.
GGCUGCUGGGCCGGUGCGCUUCCGGCGCCCGCCUAUGGCGUCAUCGCCGAGCGACCACGGGAAGCCGGCGGGGUUUCUAAACAGCGGCCAUGCUUAGCCGCCUCCAGGAGCUGCGCAAGGAAGAGGAGACGCUGCUUCGGUUAAAGGCCGCCCUUCACGACCAGCUGAACCGCCUCAAGGUUGAAGAACUGGCCCUCCAGUCAAUGAUCAAUUGUAGAAGAGGGGAUGAGAUGCCACCUUCUCAUCCUGUACCUGAACAGUCACAUGAUAUGUUAAUGCAUGUAGACAACGAAGCAUCGAUCAACCAGACUGCGUUGCAGCUGAGCACAAGGAGCCAUGUGGUGGAUGAAGAUGUGGAAGAGGAAGAAGAGGAAUCUGACUCCUAAGGGGAAUGAAAGCCAGGGUCAGUUACAUGAAUUAAAUGUGUACAUCUCAGGCAUUUUCUCUUUUCAAAGAAAUCAUCUUGCCCAUGGCCCUUUGACCCAACUGAAAGUGUGGAACUGUACAAAUAGCUCCAUCAAUAACUCAAGCUUCAGAAUGUUUUGACAAAAGUUACUGAUAGAAAUUGUAUAAUUCCAUGUCUCUUAACACUGA